AUGCCCUCGCCGUGCGGACGGCGUUCGUUCGGGGGCCGUGGCCGACGCCCCUUACGGCCGACCCGUGCAACUCGGAUGAGCACAGAGAUCAUGCAAUCCCGCGUGCCUUGUGCUUCAAACAUGACAUUAUCCAAGGCACAGCAUUCGUCAGAGGCGCUUCUCUGCGUCUUCACGUGCACGAGUCGCAGAAUGGAUACCGACGCAGGCACGCCCGUGCAACGAAACACGGGCACAACGGCGGCAUGUGUGGAGAAAGAAUGGCACGGCGGCUCGUCCGUCUGCCAUGUCACGGCGGGCAGCAACGCCAGCGGUGACCCCCCAUACGUAGUCCCCGCGCCCCCAAUGCCCCGCGCGCUCACAUGUCGGAUGCGACUAUAG
Messenger RNA from Purpureocillium lilacinum, 378 nucleotides. The record is from RefSeq and is a predicted model, not a curated record. Lineage: Eukaryota; Fungi; Ascomycota; Sordariomycetes; Hypocreales; Ophiocordycipitaceae.